AGGCAGCAAGAGAAUAGAAAGGGAGAGAGAAGGAGAGAAUGUAUAGUGAACGGCAAGCGUUUCCUUGUUCAUGUCCUGGGCCUUUGUGAAUAAACCAUGGGAUGUAUUGGCUCACGAACCCUCAGGUCAUGGAGGAUCCAGAGCCUAUCCUGGGAACACUGGGUGCAAGCUGCAGAUGGGGUUCCAGUACAAAAGGAUGGGGAACAGCAUGGCCGAACAGACUUUUCAUGGGAUGGAAUCAAUCUAUCCAUGGAGGACACGACCACUAUGUUGCCCCGGCUAAAGAAGCGGAAUUCCAACGCCUACAGCAUUGGUGCUCUGGCUAAGUCCUCACUGACAGGUGUGUCAGGAGUGACUCGGUCUAUGAAGGACAAGGUAACAAAGCCAACAGCCAUGGCGCAGGGCCGUGUGGCCCAUAUGAUAGAGUGGCAGAACUGGGGAAUGCAGACAGUUGGAGCAGGAGGGUCUAGUGGCGGCCGAAUCUCCACCCGUCAUCUUCAGCAAGAGCGCAAGCUGGAGAACGACGCCUACAGUGACCUUAGCGAUGGAGAGAAAGAGGCACGCUUCGCAGCAGGUGUUAUGCAACAGUUUGCAAUAUCCGAGGCCACUUUGCUAGCUUGGAACUCCAUGGAUGGAGAAAGCAUGAGUGCAGGCUCCAACCAAGGCAGUGUUGCCCAUCUAAGCGAGGCCAAUCAGGAGAGCAUCACCAGCCGAGACCAGAUAUUACACCACUCCUCUGCAGAGGUGUGGCCUCACACCUACGUCUCACAGGGCCUCUACUGCCUCUCCUCUUCAGAUGCUUGGGAGCCAAUCAGCAACGAGCAGUCAGGAGUGGCCUCUCCAGCCACAGGUUCCUAUGUUAUGGCUGGCGGAGCUUCCUGUGAUAACGGCUUUGAUGGAAAUGCUGCUACUCACUACCUGUCACAACAGCAACAGCAGCAGUUCAUCCAACACCACAGCCAGUUACAACAGAUACAGCAACUACAGCAGAUACAGCAAUACCAGCAACAUCAGAUACUGCAGUAUCAACAACAGCAACAGAUGUUAGAACAUAGACUACAAAGUGCCGCUCAGUCUUUACAGGCAACGCCCAACAGUACCAUUCACAGUCUACCACCAAUCAGUCACCCUCCCCUAGUGGAUCUGUGGGGGGCAGGAUUUACAGAGACCUACCAGGCUGAAGUAGGUGGGUACAUAGGCGUGGCUGCAGCCAUUGAUGGAAAUCUAACGACAACAUCAGAAGACAUAGGAACAGAACACUCACCUUUACUGGAAGCUCAAGAAGAAGAAGAGAUCAAGGAGGAAGAGGUAACGUUACGCAUGGAACCGGAACCAGUGACUUUAAUUCCCUCUCCAGUUGCACAGAGAGAGGAAGUGACCUCAGCAGGAGGAAGUAGUCCAGGACAAGUCCCUGGGGAAUCAUUUACAGAAUGGAAACCUUCUGAUGUCACACCGUCUAUUAAUGAAAUGCUGGAGGAAAAAGAGGAGGCGUCAGAAUCCUCUUCGGCCAGCACCACGGCAACAAAAUGAGUGUUAGGAGCAGGAACAAAACUGAUUUCGAUUGACAUUUAAUGCUACAUAAUCAACUGUUUGAAUUGAUCAGUUCCUUUUCAGAAAUAUCCCUCCUUGAUGGAUGGACCUUGCGUAACUUCAAAUACAAUAAGGAGAAAAAGACAGAAUUUUCGAACAGACGUUAAACUUCUGAAGAGGAGCACAUGAGGGAGAGAGAGCGAGAGAUGAUAAAAGAUAUACACAAAGGGUUUCGAAGAGAUGAGUUCAAAGGUUAAACAAAGGUUAAAUACAUGCAUGCUAUUUACAUGGAUGCUACUCAUUGUUUUGAGCAUAUAAUAAACCAUAAUAACAAAUCACCAAUAACACCGAUACCUUCAGCACAAAGAGGAUAGUGUGUAAUAAAAGUGACAGCACAUAAAUGUGGGGUACAGUGUAAAGUCAGUUGUAUUUCAAACAACAUCCUCUUUAUCCUUUAUGGAUAUCAUGUAUCAUUAUACAGUAUAAGUAAAACCGAUACUACAGAAAACCAAUUAUGAAAUGAAUUCGAACCCCAGUGGAGCUAAAACUUUCUUUUCCUUAUUGACACUUCAUCAUUUAUAAAUGUACAGAUAUUUGCUCACGUACACCCAGACCUCUUUUUAAAAUAUCAAGCAUCAAGUUGUGUCUUUGAUACAUUCAAAUAAUUCAGCUCAAAUGUAAUUUCUCACAAAAGCGAGCUGUUUAAUAAUACAAUUGACAGAGCUUUAUUUUCCUGUUUAUGACUUCAAUCUAGCCCUGUAUCUUAUUAAAGACACAAUCAUGUGAUGCAGUUUCGAAGCAACUCUCAGCUAACUUUGAGCAGAACCAAAUUUAAUAUCAUAAAAUAAUCAUCGAUUCUGUUAAUACUUUAUUAUGACAGUUGAUUGUGAGGGUUGUAAAAUGCACUCUUUCCCUCAGCCUGGAUUACACGGGGAAACUAUUCACUUCUGUUCACAAGGAAACUAAAGUUUUGUGUGCCAACCCAUCUGUUUAAUAAAUCUAAAAAGAUCUUAACUUAUUAAUGAUCACACAAAUAGCAAACACACUCACACACAUACACACACACACACUGUGCUGCAGAUGAUUCUGUUAUAGUGGGCUUCCUUCUCUGUGUCACCUGUGGCAUGCAUGCUAUAAUGUCAGUGUAAUAUGAUGUCCCAUGAAGCACUGUAUAGUUAUUUGCACUGAACCUUUCUACUUCGGCCUGGUCACUGAUAUAAACUCAGACUUUCACCGCAAGGCUGUGCUUGUCUGAAUGAGUACAUUGCAGAGUUGCACAGCCCUCUGGUACCAUUCUGAAUGGAAAAAUAAUCUGUCCCCCUCCCCCCUGAAUGCAGCUUUACAGGAUUUACUUUCACAAUACAACUGACAGAAAGUUCUUCUUUGUUCAGUGACUAUCCAUGUUCAUGAGACGUGUUGAACAAAAUCAACAUAAAAGGUUUCAAUUGAUGACAAUAUCUUUAGACAAGCAAUGGUGAGUGAGAUGGCUGAAAAAUGCUGCAUUACUAACAAAAAAGAAAAAUAAUUGAAGGAGUUUUUAUUUACAUGUAUGUAAAUAGUGCUAACCCUUUUCAGUUACUUAUUUAUUUUUAUACUAUGUGUCUUGAGUUCUAUUUGUAACACAACACAACACAACAUGACUUACUGCUGGAUAUUUCAAACCUGUAUUGUAUAACAGAUGUAAGGGAUUGUGCUUUAGACCAACAUAUGUAUAUAAAUCAACAAAACAUUGGCAUAUUAUCUGGAAACAUGUUCUAACAGAAUCUGGCUUCAGAAGAAAAAGGAAGUGACCUCAUGCUGAACUCAGGCCAAUAAGGAUGGACUAGGCAUCUUCCUGUUUGUCACAGUUACUGAUUACCACAGUGGCUAUGGCUGGAAACCCAUUACAUGCUGUGCGUUCAGUGCGCGUACGAGCGAAGCUAAAACAAGUCAUGGAAGAUAUAGUGGUCUUCUUCUUCGCUCCUUCUUGAUGGCUGUGAUCUAUCAAGCAGAACAAAAUGACAAAAACCAGGACCGCUGAACCUCCUGGCCAGUUUCAUGUUUCAGUUUAUUUAUUUCAUUGUUUUCUUGGAGAACACUUUAGUUCUAUUCUAAAGAUUAUGUGAAAGCCAAAUACAAUAAGACAAAAUCAUUUAUUGACUUGAAAGAAUUUAUUUAUUGAUGGAUUAUUUAUGCAAUGUUGGGACAAUGUUUAUUUUUGUACAGAAUUAUGUGCCCUCCCUCCAGUAUAUGAUAGAGCACAUAUCAUUCAUUUUUGCUGAGCUCCUGAGACAGGCAUGGAGACUGGAAACUUUGGAACUUUUCCUGAGCGAGUGUGUGCAUACUAGUUUGUACAUUGUUGUUGCAUUCUACUCAGUCUUUUGCUAAAGCUUGACUCAUAACGUUAUAUGCAGAUAAUACAAAUACAUUAAACACUCAUAAGAGCUAAUGUUUAUAAGGCUUUAAUUUUUGUCAGUGCUGCUUACAGAGUUCUUAUGAAGCUCGGCUGAGGGCUUCCAUUGUUGUCCAGUCUUAGUGCCUGGCAGGAAGGGAGCAUGAAGUUACUGAAAUGUGCUCAUUUAUUUAUUUAGGAAUUAUUUUGGGAGAGGACUUCUUAUUAAUUUAGCGAUGUAGACACGUUUGGUGGGAAUGGCAUCACUCUUCAUUAGGUUUCCUCUUAAUACCCUGCAACAUCAUCUUUUACCCAGUCGAUAUUUAAUCUUGUGAAGGAAAGAAGGAAGUGGGUUCAGCUGCAUAAUUUUGAACCGUUUAGGUGGGAAUUUAUUUUGAAAUCUCCAGAUCAAUAUGAGAAAUGUGUAAAUGUGUCUAACAGUCAAGGUGAAAUAUGGAGCAAAAUAAAUGUAGAGUAAUUUGGUCCAGCAUUUUCUUGUCUGGGCUGCAGGAUUGAUUACAAUAGAACAUGGGCCAUACGUUAUUUGGCAACAUCUUAUAAGAAUGAUUUGUGUUAUUUUUCAUUCUUAUUCAUGCAUUCAUGAAUUUCAGUUCAGCCAAGACAACAUACACACUCAAUUUGCAUAACACGGCUUAAUAUUUCUUCAGAAGAUCAGAGAGUGCUUCUAGCAAGCCAUCAAGAACAAAUUAUACCAAACUACAAAACAGGUCACAUCAUCAUUAUAACCAGAAGAGUAAUGUCAUUUCCUGUUAGGUAUUUUGUUUCUUCAUAUGUAAGAUAAAAAAAAAUAUGAAUGAAUAUAGUAAUAAUCACAAACCAAAUGUAUUUCUUUGGUUAUUACAAUUUGUGACUGCAGAUUGUUUGUGAUUUUAAGACGUUUUUGUAUGACUCUACUGCCAUCUUUCAAUAUAACACAACAUAAUGGGCAUGACUAUAAUCACUUUUGUUUAUAUUUUCUCCGUUUAUUUGUUGGUCACUAUCCGUUUCUCAGAUUCUGUCUCUUUUUGCUUGGUUUUCAUUUUAAUGGAGGAAUCAUGACACAAAAUGGUCAUCAUCUACAGGGUUUUUUGUUCAGAUAUUUUGUUCAAGCUAUGUAAAGGUUUAACCUUUUGUUAGAAAUGUGAUCCAAAUAUGUUCUAAACAUACAGACAUGAAUUCAUUUGGAUUUUAUUUGGAUAUAGACUUAUUUCAAUAAGUGUAAGUGGGAAUUCGAUCUGUGAUGCCUAUAUCUAUGCAUGCUUGUCUGAAGGGUCUAAUGACAUGGUUCUUCCAGUGUGCUUUCACUUCUCUCUCCCUGUCUCUGUCUCGUGCGCUCUCCUUCUUAUUCCUGCACGAGAUUAAAAAAAAAAAACCCUAGCCAUAGACAAAUACCCCAUCUACC
Molecule: messenger RNA, 5303 nt
Organism: Silurus meridionalis
Lineage: Eukaryota; Metazoa; Chordata; Actinopteri; Siluriformes; Siluridae
Gene: fam131bb
Product: family with sequence similarity 131 member Bb
Exons: 10
Coding region: 97-1530 (477 amino acids)
Source: RefSeq, a predicted model, not a curated record